Messenger RNA from Lizanozyma spartinae, 1947 nucleotides. RefSeq lists its product as uncharacterized. The coding region runs from base 1 to 1947 and encodes 648 amino acids. The transcript has a single exon. The record is from RefSeq and is a predicted model, not a curated record. Lineage: Eukaryota; Fungi; Ascomycota; Pichiomycetes; Serinales; Debaryomycetaceae.
AUGUCUACUAACGUGUUGGAUAUGGCUCCUACUGCUGUGCCACCACCCCCUCUUCCCCCUACUGAAACACAUCAUGUGUCACCUACUGAGUCAGAUGUAGGACUGGCAUCUUUGUCUUCGACUUUGUCUUCAUCUGUUCAAGACUCAGCUGAACCAAUAGAAGGAAACGAUAGUACUCCCCAGCUGGACAACAACAAUAGUACUAAUGCUGCUUCUCUCAAUACCACCGUAAAUUCUACUAUGAGAUUAUCUCACAUCAUUGAGAAACAACAAAAGAAUCUCAUUGCCAACAGAGCUAAAAGUGCCAAUAAAAAUUCAAAAACGCCAUUUAUAGUAUUGGAAAGAGUAGGCGAUAAACUCUGUACCAGAGAAGAAAGUGAAAACGAUGAUCUUGAAGAAGGUAAUGAAAGCUGUGGUUCUGGUCUGGAAAGACCAUUAGUGAAACCAACAAGUUCUUUAGAUAAUGACGCAUCGUUACUGACUACUGUUUCGGCUCCUUCUUCUACUUCACCUUCAGAAUCUUCAAAAUCUUGUGAAUCGGCAAAGGGAAAAAUCUCUUCUUUGAAAAGACUCAUUAAUGACGUUGAAGAAGAACCGAAAUCUAAUGAUAUUCAACAGACUACAAUUAUUACUACUAUUAAAAUGAGUUCAGAUGAUGAUACCGAAUCAAAUAUAUUGAAGCCAACAACGGAUUACAAUCGUUUAUCACGACCAAAUUCAGCUAAAAGAUUAAAGAGAAAUAAUGUUCCUAACCCAUUGGAUCUCAGUAAUUCUAAUGGCCAAUUUGGUAAUGAUGAUGAUGAAUCAGGUCCAAGUGAAUCUAUUCGAUUAGAUCCCGUCAUUCAAUCUGCUCCAAUUCGUGCCACAUCAUUUGCUCAACAAGCUGCUAAUGUUAAUAGUGGUCGACCCACUAACGAAACUGUUGUUGGCAGCAGUGGUGAUAAUGUGGGCCAAAAACUUUCUGCAGAAAGACCUUCGACAACAAAUAAUGCCUUCCAUGGAAGAAGAGUUCAAUAUGCAACCCCAUAUGGAUAUUAUCAAGUUUAUACGCCAGUACAUGGUCGACCAGUUAGACCGUAUCCUGUCCCACUUAAUGCACCAAUGGUAUAUCCACCUCAUUCAAUGGCAAAUCAAUAUCAAUAUGGACAACCUUUACAGCCUAUUGCUGCCUUACCCCAAAGAAUUCCGACCGGUACCAUUAGAAGAGCUCGCAUGCCACAUCCUCAUACAACCACAGCAACACAUUUUCCAAGACAUAUAACCAUUGAUCCCAGUAGGAACAAUAAUAGUAAUACGAAUUCUAAUCAUAAUAAUACUAAUACUUAUAAUAACAAUACUAAUACUAAUGCUAAUGCUAAUGAUACCAAUAAUAAUACUGCUACUGUUGGUCAUGCUCUUACCAGUGGGUCAAAGGAAGAUAUCCUUGCAGAAGCAACUACACCCAAAUCAAAUCGAUCCAAAACAGUCACCGAUGUAUUUGUUGGGGAUUUGGAAAAGGCUGCACCACUACAAUCACAACCAUUGUCUGCGCAAAAGGAGUAUUUCUGGCUCACUAGAAAUGCUGUGCUUGCGAAUGGGUCGAGUCCAUACAACCGUACUAGUAAAGAGGGCGACGAAGUAACAGAAAGUGAAAUCAAUGAAAUGCAAGAUAAAUAUCGAACAGCUGCAGCUGCAGCUGCAGUUUCUCAGUAUUCAGAAGGGAAGCCAAUAAAGAAUGAAGUCUUCGGUUCAAUUAACCUUAUGAACGAAAAGAUAUUCAAUUUCCGUAUCUUUGGGAAGGGAGGAGGCGAUUCUGCUUCUUCCGGAGAAAGUGAACCUGAUGCGGCCCGUACACCAGGCUCAUCACUGGAAGUUAAAGAUCAAGCAUGGCUUUCAAAAGAGAAGCAAAAAUUUUUAAAGAUUUGCGAGACCAGUUGGGAUGAAUAUGUUAUGUCUCGAAGUAUUUAA